AUGUUCAAGUCCGUCGUCAUCAAUCGUGCUGGCCUGGAGGACGUCGAACGUCUUCAUUACCUAAAGACGUACCUCACAAGUCAAGCGGCUCAAGCGAUCGCCAACACACCGUUGUGUAAUGAAAGCUUCUCACUCGCCUGGGGUGCCAUUUGCAAACGGUAUGAUGUACCUCGCUUACUCAUCGGUGCUCAGCUCGACAAGCUGGUCAAACUUCCAGCACUCACCUCGCGCUCGUCAAAACAACUUUACUCGCUGAUUGAUCAGACCCACGAGGCGAUCAAUGCACUCUUGGCUCAAAAGGUCAAUCUCCAGGAUGGGGACUGCUACCUGCUCACUCACAUCAUCAUCUCAAAACUCGACCGCUCAACUCGUGAAGCUUGGGAAUUAUCAUUGGGAUCUUCGGUGGAAUUCCCAAAACUCAAACAGCUGCGUCAAUUCCUGACGGAUCGUGCUCGUGCUCAAGAAAGGUACGAAGAAAGUACUGCCAAGGCUGGUGACCAGCACAAAUUCAGUCACUCGAACUCGCACUCAAGCUCCAAAGGCCAUAAGACCUCCUAUGCUCAUAUGGCAACAUCCUCGGCUCCAAAAUCGGCUGGAAUAUCAACACCAGCAAGCGCUCAACCCAAGGUGGUGGCCAAAGCACAGUAUCCGUGCGACCUGUGCCAAGGUGAUCACUACCUGGUCAGAUGUGACCAGUUUGGCAAGAUGACUCCACAACAACGAACUCAGCUGGUGAUCCAAGCCAGAUUGUGCCCAAACUGUUUUGGACACCACCGAGUCGAGUCUUGCAACUCGCAAUUCACCUGCAGAGUGUGUCAGGAACAGCACCACUCUAUGAUUCACCCAGGAAUCCCUGCAACUCCAGCUCGAAGUGCUCCUGCUCAAACUCAAUAA
Molecule: messenger RNA, 894 nt
Organism: Microplitis mediator
Lineage: Eukaryota; Metazoa; Arthropoda; Insecta; Hymenoptera; Braconidae
Exons: 1
Coding region: 1-894 (297 amino acids)
Source: RefSeq, a predicted model, not a curated record